Molecule: messenger RNA, 3577 nt
Organism: Xylaria bambusicola
Lineage: Eukaryota; Fungi; Ascomycota; Sordariomycetes; Xylariales; Xylariaceae
Exons: 7
Coding region: 10-3072 (1020 amino acids)
Biological process (GO): proteolysis
Molecular function (GO): serine-type endopeptidase activity
Source: RefSeq, a predicted model, not a curated record
UCCCCCACAAUGGGCAGCGGCACAGCAAGAAGUCCUUCAUCUCGAAAUCCUAUCAUUACGUAUGAAGGGAUGAAAGGGAAGGCCCUCGGAAAGCCAGAACAGGACACAUAUGACAAGCUUGUCGAAGAAGUAAAACAAAACAACCAAGGCGACAACGGGCUUGAGUGUCUCGUGGACAGAUUGUUGGAGAGGAUAGUUACUAUUCUAAAAACGCAAACAGAUAAUCAAAGCAUCGAAUUCUUCCUGAAACAACUGGAGACACAAGAAACGAUUGAUGAUUGUGUACUCUGGCUCCUUCUCGUCAAAUGUGUCAAUAUUCAGAGGGGGAAGUCUAGUGAGAGGGAGGUCCGCAUAAGCCUCAGCAAGAUAAUCCUAGGGCUGAAACCUUAUUUGGCGUUCAUAACCCUUAAUGGGGAGGCUGAUGAUGUAAUGAGAACCGCUGCUGCCUACAAGAAGUGCAUAGACUCAAAAAGGCACUCAGAGUACGAGACCCCCGAUAUACCUUUCAACCUUGCUGCCCAGGAAGACAACUAUAAGGUGGUUGCAUUCAUGAUAUCGACUGGUGAAAAGUUCUAUAAACAUCAGUCGGAUGAAGAUAAACCGGGUAACUGCACAUCAGGUGGCAGAAACAGCCGGGCCUGGGCAUGGCCGAAGAUUUUACAGCGAAGAAAUCCGUAUUAUCGUGCGCUUGAGCUUGCUGCGAGACCUAGCAAAGGAUCCCUAGAAACGCUAGAGAAACUUCUCGAGGUGGAAGGCAUCGCAUUGAUUGAUAAUGAUCCAGGGAAUCCGGAUCCAACGUUCGAGUACGCCAUUAGAGAGGGCAGGCUUGGUGUUGUCGAGAUGUUCCUUAAAAAACGAAAACUCGCUGAGAUCUUUGCUACAGGCAAGAAUAUCAACCUGGCGUUUGAAAAGCUCAAAGGAUCAUCUGAGAAAUUUCGGAGCGAUCGGCUGAUGAUUGCUCAAAAGCUGCUUGAAAAAGUCGAAAAGCAGGAUGUGAUCACCCGCAUGAUCAUGAAAGAGAUAAUAACCGCGGGUGCAAAAGAAGUUUGGGAAGCCAUAAAAGAGCCCAUGCUAAAGAAUGACUUGAAAGCAUGCCUUCUCCACAUGGCGGUGAAUUACCAAAAUCGCGAGUUUGUGAAAACAUUCUUGAAUAAGUACCCAGACUCAGUGAAUCAAAAACAAGCCAUAGAGGACGGCGGUACGUUGGAAUACCCUCUUUGGUAUAAUAAUCAUUUGCCCGGGAGCGAUGGAUCCAAGGCUGGCGAUACGACCAAAGGAGAAAUACGCGCUUUAUUGGUCAACAAGAUGAUUCGCGAGGUUUCCGAGAUAGAGAGGUUGACGCAGAUCUUUUUCGACUCCGACGAACCAGUUGCUGAUCUCUGCUUUGAUCCUUGUGGAAUUAACUCUGCAAGCUACAGAGUAUCCGAGUUCAUAGAUUCCUUGAUAUGGCAAAGCCGAAACCAGAAACUCCUCUCAUACGAACAGACAUUACGAUAUGCUGAGUUCCCUCCCCUCGAUAUGAUGGCCAACGAGCGAGAAUCAUUUACCGAGAGUAGUCACCUUAAACAAGAACAUGAUGAGGUGUUUAAGAUCCUCGAAUGGCUCAGUGGAAAAGGGGUCAAAACAAUCAUCAAACUCAAGGUACCGGAUCGUUUAGUCAACCCUCACGAUGAUAUAAGGAUGGGCAGAGAAGUGAACCGUUUCGAGGUUGAAAUUCUUGACUGGAGGGUGCUCGACCUUUCCAUAUCCAGCCUAGAAGAGGAAACGAAAACGCGGUUAAAAGAGCUUCACCUGUAUUCGAGUGGCAACCGAGCUGCGAUUAGCCACUGGUUUGGCAGUGAAGGCAUUCGCCUAUUAACAAAUCUCGACACGGUCGAAAUUAAGAUUGUUCAGGAGACGUGUACUUUGAAGCGCUUUAGUGCACUGAAGACAGAGAUUCGUGAAAAGUUCAAGCAGCUUCCGAAUACCCAAAACCAUUUAAUACCGCGAAUCGAAUUAGUUCGUUGGUAUCCUACGCAAGAACUCGCAGAUUUAAGUGAGAUUGCGCGUCGCGUGGCACCAAAGCUAGCUCAACGGCUGCAAAAGCUCGGAAAUAUCGUCGGACGGAAAAGGGACGAAAAGGACUCCAAGUUCCGGCCCACGAAAGUAGCCAUUCUCGACAACGGAAUUCUAAGCAUCUCGCCUAUCUCACACCAAUAUACAGAAGAGGGAGAUUCCGGGCGGCAAGGUGAGAAGGUGACCAUCGAGGGUGGAAGAAGCGAUCAUGGUGACGCCGCUGGUGCUCAGACGGAUGCCCAAAAUACCAGAGACCAGCACGACGAUGAUCGAAGUCUCUGGAAGCGCAUCAAGGAAGGCCGCUCCUUCGUGGAUGGAGAUUCAAGACUCAGCCCCUGGCUCUUCGCGUCCAAUCCACAUGGAACCCAGAUGGCCAACUUAAUUUGUGCCAUCGACCCCUUUUGUGAGCUCUACGUGGCAAGGGUGGCCGAAGAUGCGAGGGGGAUCACGGCCAACCGAGUCGCACAGGCCCUCACCUGGGCUAGAAAGAAAGAAGUCGACGUCAUUUCAAUGAGUUUUACGAUCACCGCUGAUCCCGAUAAAGCGGUAUCCACGCAAAUAGAAGAAGCUAGCAAGGCAGGCAUUAUCAUGACCUGCAGCGCGCACGACGAGGGAUCGAGGACCUCGACGGCGAUCCCAGCAAAGUAUUCGGCAGAAGAUAGGUCACUUAUCCGCUUAGCGGCUAGUGAUGAGUACGGCAAGAUUCUCCGAGAGACCGAUAAGAAUAACUACGAUUACCUUAUACCCGGCCAAGACGUGGCCGCCGGUGUAAUCCCGUUCCUCAAAUCGGAGGAUACCAUUACGGGGAGCUCGGUGUCCACGGCAAUCGCUGCCGGACUUUCCUCGCUAAUCCUUACGUGCGAUCGUGCGAAAGACCCUUGCAUGGGAUAUAGAGACGGCACCCAAGACGGCAGCCGUUAUCGCCAGGUCAAGAAGUACCUGAAUACCAUGACGACCGAGGCAAAUCCCCAGUUUUUACAUCUGGACAAUUUUGACAAAACCGGUUUACUCGCAUAGAGGGUCUAGAUCAAGACGAAAGAGCAGACCAUGUGUUGUGUCAGGAACGGUAAAGUGGUAACAAAAGGAGGAGGAGGAGUGCUAUGUAGCUAGAAGGAAUCUGAACUACCUCAGUCCUAUCCUUCUCUAAGAAGAUCAGAUGUCAUCAAUAGUUGAUUGGAUGUUAGCCGAUCGAUUAUUCAUGAACGUAGAAAUGUCCAUUCAGUGUUGCACUUGGGUAGAUUCGACAAAUGAUAUUGGAAUUAGGAAGGCAGAGAUAAGUAAUCCUGACUGUGACCGCCUAGGUAGAUGACGAUUCAAUGUUCAUGACAUUUCUCAUGAUUCUGGUACAAUUGUGUUUGUCACGGACCCAAUACCGUCAAUUUCUAGCUUAACCACAUCACCUGGUCGUACCUGGAAUGCCGUAUCUGCGAUCUAUUAGUAUGUUAUCCAUGUUGGAGUAUCGUGGCGAACCCGUCUAACACGGACGCACUAGGGGUAUGGGUAUAAAGGUGGAGCAGGUUAC